This is a messenger RNA of Talaromyces atroroseus, 1416 nucleotides long. RefSeq lists its product as hypothetical. The transcript has a single exon. Bases 1 to 1416 code for a protein of 471 amino acids. Lineage: Eukaryota; Fungi; Ascomycota; Eurotiomycetes; Eurotiales; Trichocomaceae. The record is from RefSeq and is a predicted model, not a curated record.
AUGCAGUCUAAUCACGGCAAUCCAAUUGCUACAGAGCAGCGCAUGAUGUUUGACGAUCUUGCGUGGGAAAGAAGUGACAAUAUAGCUUAUAACUGGAGAGACAAUCUUUUCAACGAGGAGAUUUUCCGAGAAGUCGGGCGUGCCAUCAUCCAACAUAGAGGUGGCUCACCAGAAGAACUAUUUAAUCCACAGAAAGGGUCAUUCAAUCUGAUGUUCCGCAUGAAGUUCGUCGAUGGUGGUUCAGCCAUUGUACGCUUUCCUAUUCCUGGAGUUUCUAUGUUUGCUGAGGAGAAGGUUCAGCGAGAGGUGUCAGUUAUGAAAUUUAUCGAGCGACAUACCAGCAUACGCAUCCCACAUGUUCUGCAUCAUGGCAUGGCUGAUGACAGUCCAGCGAAGCUCGGCCCAUUCAUCGUCAUGGAAUACAUUGAGAAUGAUUCUGAUCUUGUUGAUGCUCUGAACACCCCGGGCCUUCAAGAUGACGAACGGUGUAUCCUGGAUCCUAAUAUACACGAGAAUCGACUUCGGUUAGUGUAUAGCAAUAUGGCGGAUGUCCUACUCCAGUUGGCCAAGAAAUCAUUUGCCAAGAUAGGUUCCAUCACAAACCGAGAAGAUGACGAUUAUGACGACGAAUGGACAGUUACUCAUCGUCCCCUAACUAUAAACAUGAAUGAACUUGUUCAACUAGGUGAUUUCCCACCUCAUCUGCUACCACAGACUACCUUCAACACCGCUUCAGCGUACUUUUUGGCCCUUGCAGAAAUGCACAUGACUCAUCUGUCAGUACAGCGCAAUGAUGCAAUUGAGUCCGCGCAAGACUGCAGACGCAAAUAUAUUGCCAGAUGCUUAUUCCGGAAACUGGCGCGGGAAAACCGGCUGUGCUCUCAUGACUAUGGGCCGUUUAAGCUCAUCUGUGACGAUUUUCGACCAGCAAAUGUACUAGCGGAUUCGGAACACGGCUUCAAGGCUGUUGGGGUGAUUGAUUGGGAGUUUACUUAUGCUGCUCCGGCAGAGUUUGUAUAUAGUCCGCCCUUUUGGCUACUUCUGGAGCGCCCGGAGUACUGGAAUGAAGGUCUAGAUGAGUGGACAAAGGAGUAUGAGAAACGAUUUCCAGUAUUCCUUGCAGAGCUACAGAAACGUGAGCAGGAUUUAAUCACACGAGGUAUUCUGACGGAUGAUGAUCGCCUCUCACAGCAUAUGCUGGAAAGCUGGCAGAGCGGUGAUUUUUGGGUGUGUUAUGCGGUGAGGAGAAGCUGGGCCUUUGAUAUGUUGUAUUGGGCAAAGAUUGACCGUCGGUUCUUCGGGCAUGGGGACUUGGAUGAUAGAUUUAAUUUGCUCACUGUUGAAGAGAGGGACGAACUUGAUGAUUUCGUGCAGAGAAAGCUUGCGGAAAAGGACGAACGGACUCUUGUAAACUGA